AUGAGUCUGUACAACUUCAAAAAGAUCAUGGUGGUGCCGCCCGCCAAGGCCUUCAUCGAUAUUAUGCUAUCGAAGACCCAGCGGAAGACGCCAACCGUUGUACACAAGCACUACAAAAUCAGCCGCAUCCGUGCGUUCUACAUGCGCAAGGUGAAGUACACACAGCAGAACUUCCACGACCGGCUGACCCAAAUCAUCCAGGACUUUCCGAAGCUGGACGAUGUGCAUCCGUUCUAUGCGGAUUUGAUGAAUGUACUGUACGACAAGGAUCACUACAAGCUUGCACUGGGACAGCUAAACACGGCUAGACAUCUGAUUGAUACCGUUGCAAAGGAUUACGUGCGUCUGUUGAAGUUCGGUGAUUCGUUGUAUCGAUGCAAACAACUCAAGAAGGCCGCUUUGGGUCGAAUGGCCACGAUCAUGAAGCGUCAGGCAUCGAACUUGACGUACCUGGAGGAAGUUCGGCAGCAUCUAUCCCGUUUGCCGUCGAUCGAUCCGUACACGCGUACCAUCAUUGUGUGUGGGUUCCCGAACGUUGGCAAAUCCAGUUUCCUGAACAAGGUGACGCGGGCUGAUGUGGAUGUACAGCCGUACGCUUUCACCACGAAAAGCUUGUACGUGGGUCACAUGGACUACAAGUAUCUGCGCUGGCAAGUGAUCGAUACGCCCGGUAUCCUUGAUCAUCCGCUGGAGGAACGGAACGUGAUUGAGAUGCAAGCCAUUACGGCGAUGGCACAUCUGCGCGCCUGCAUCAUGUACGUGAUGGACGUGUCGGAACAGUGCGGACAUUCGAUCGAAGAGCAGGCUAAACUGUUCGACAGUAUCAAGCCGUUGUUCGCCAACAAACCGCUCGUGCUGGUACUGAACAAGACGGACGUGCUGAAGUUCAGUGAGCUGGCGCCAGAAAAGCAGCAGGUCAUUGAAACUCUGUCGGAGGAUCGGGAGGUGAUUCCCAUUCUGGAGAUGUCCACUGCCACAGAGGAGGGCGUGAUGGAGGUGAAGUUGGAAGCGUGCGAGCGGCUUCUCGGGUACCGUGUGGAUCAGAAGCUUAAGACGAAGAAGCUGGACGGUAUAUUGAACCGACUGCACGUGGCCAUGCCGGAAAAGCGUGACGAAAAGGAGCGUCCCGCUUUCAUUCCGGAGGCUGUACUUGCAGCGCGGGCCGCCAACGCGGAAAAGAUUGCCAAACGGCAGCGCAAGCUGGAGAAGGAAAUCGAACAGGAGAUGGGCGACGAGUACACGCUGGAUCUGAAGAAGAACUACACCACCAUACCGGAGGAGGAGCGUUACGACGUCAUACCGGAGUUCCUGAACGGAGUCAACAUUGCGGACUACAUCGAUGCGGACAUCUUCGAGAAGCUGGAGGAGCUCGAACGCGAGGAAGGUUUGCGGAUGGAUUCUGGCUUCUACGAACCACCACCGCUCAACCUGGACGAAACGUUGCUCGAAAUUCGCGAGAUGGCUAAACAGAUCCGGCUGCGACGCUUCCAGCUCAAGGAUAGCCGCAAGCUGGCGCAGAAGAGCGGUCGUCCGAUUAUGCCCCGACACAAACAGUCGAUGGUACGCUCGCGCAAAGCGGACGAUCUGCGACAGACGAUGGAAAAUCUCGGUCUCGACAUGUCUGGCACGGAGAAAACGAACUUUGCCAAGAGCCAGGUCAGCAUCAAGCGCAGCGUUAUACCGGCGAUUGGGGGACCGAAAACACCGAAGAAGGAUCAUGAAUCGCGUGCGAUCUGCAAGGCGACCGGGCUGCCAAUCAAACGGAAAACGCCACGCAACGAGCUGGGCAUCAAAAAUGUUAUGCUUAAAGCGAAGGCGAAGGUCAUGGCGAAACACGACAUUGCGAAGCGUGUUACGAAGAUGUCCCGCAAGGGUGAAGCCGAUCGACAUAUACCGGAUCUUAAGCCGAAACAUCUGUUCGCUGGCAAGCGAGGCACUGGCAAAACCGACCGUCGUUAG
This is a messenger RNA of Anopheles marshallii, 1959 nucleotides long. It is a transcript of the gene Non1, whose product is annotated as nucleolar GTP-binding protein 1. The record is from RefSeq and is a predicted model, not a curated record. The transcript has 4 exons. Bases 1 to 1959 code for a protein of 652 amino acids. NCBI's taxonomy places the organism in Eukaryota, Metazoa, Arthropoda, Insecta, Diptera, Culicidae. Gene Ontology annotation, molecular function: GTP binding; GTPase activity; RNA binding. Gene Ontology annotation, cellular component: nucleolus. Gene Ontology annotation, biological process: ribosomal large subunit biogenesis.